GUAACGGUAUAUAAGCAGCCGAAACUCUACUUAGUUUAAGUUUUCGCAUUAAGCACUUCCCAUACAACAAUCCGUCAAAAUGGCCAACCAGUUCGUUUGCUGUCUAUUGCUGUUGAUCGCAGCCACAAGCACCUAUGCUCAGAUAAGCUCUUCCGUCGGAAUUGAAGGUGGUGUAGCAGCAGCCAGUGGCACCCGGUCAUACGUCGUAUCGGUGAAGGACUCAGGUGGAUCCAUCAUCUGUGGUGGUGCUUUAUACAAUGAUGUUACCGUUAUUACCGUUGCCUCGUGUUUGGUUUUCCUCAAUCCUGAAAAAUUGCUUGUAGGUGUAAACAAUGGCACUAAGAACGUAAAAAUUGUGGGAUAUGCUUCCAAUCCUGACUUUGACUCCGACACAAGUGAACAUGAUGUGGCCCUCUUGAAGUUAGCAGAAUCCGUAAGUGCUGA
This is a messenger RNA of Rhagoletis pomonella (apple maggot), 444 nucleotides long. RefSeq names its product trypsin theta-like. Gene Ontology annotation, molecular function: serine-type endopeptidase activity. Gene Ontology annotation, biological process: proteolysis. Lineage: Eukaryota; Metazoa; Arthropoda; Insecta; Diptera; Tephritidae. The record is from RefSeq and is a predicted model, not a curated record.